GCGCGGCGGCUAGGUUGUUGUUGUAUUGUUACCUGAUGAUGUCAUGCUUGUCAAAAGUCAUGCUAGUGAUUUUUUCUAUGUUAAGGAUUUUGAGACUUGAAUAAUAAUGUUGCAUAGUUCUGUACAGUUUCAUUCAUUUACUCUCGUACAUGAAUAACUUUAAUAUGGAUUUCGGUCUUUAUGAUAUUGUGAGGUUGCUGGUUGAGGAGGCUUGAUAAACAUAAAUACCUUCUCUAUUUGAAUCAUUUAUUUUUUAAUCAUUCUUUUAUAAAUGCACCUAUAAUUUCUUACUAAUAAACUUACAAGCCUAUUUUACAGCCAGUUACUCUAAAAUGGCUGAUAAGGAAUAUAGGUCAAGACCCACUGGAUUAUCUAAAGAAGAAAUUGCUAGACAGUUUGAACUGCCUGAGAGAAAGUCAAAAAUAGCUACAUUACUGAAGCAAGAUGGUCAAGCGUACUGUCUGUGUCGUUCCUCAGACAGUUCAAGAUUCAUGAUAGGAUGUGACAGUUGUGAGGAGUGGUAUCAUGGAGAUUGCAUCGGAAUCAGUCAGAAAGAAGCAAAAUUCAUAAAACAUUAUUAUUGCCCGCGGUGUCGAGAAGAAGAUCCUACUUUGGAAACCCAAUUUAAACCUGGUGGAAAAUCUGAUAACGAUAAAGAUCGAGUUGUAUCUUCAGACAAAGAUAAAACAAGAAAAAAGAAAGAUCGGUCAGUAGAACAUGGCUCUGAGAAGAAGAGCAAGAAUUCAUGUGGUCACUGCAGCAACUGUUUACGACAAGAGGACUGUGGAAAUUGCCAAACUUGUAAGGACGCAAAACGAUUCAGUGGAGUAAGAGCUAGAGAGAAGUGCUAUAAACGCCAAUGUUUGAAAGUUCCUAAAGGGAAUGUGACCAUGGGGAGGAGAGGUCGAAGGCCAGCCCAAGCCCCACAAAGCAAGGGACAGAAGUCAGACUCAGAUGGGGAGCCUUCGGUGAAGAAAAGCAAGGUGAUCGGUCCGAUGCAAUGUUACGGCCCUGGCUGUACAAGAGUUAACCGUCCCAACAGUAAAUAUUGCAGCCAUGAGUGUGGGCAACGGCUUGCCACCAAUCGUAUAUUCCAGGUUUUACCCCAGCGUAUACAAGAGUGGGCGGUUACUCCGAGUAUUGCAGAGGCUAUGAACAGACAACAGUUGGACACGAUACGCAAACAGCAGCGGGAAGUCAGAUCCAUUCUCCAGGAGCUAGACAAACGCCACACUGAGUUGGAUGCUAUUUUAGAACGGGCAAAGACUGCAACAAUUGCAGAAGCAGAGGAAGAGGUAGAAGAAGAAGGAGAGAUGAGCAUGUACUGCAUUACCUGUGGUCACGAGAUCCAUACACGCACUGCUAUCAAACAUAUGGAAAAAUGUUUCAAUAAGUACGAGAGCCAAGCUUCAUUCGGAUCCAUAUAUAAAACAAGAAUAGAUGGUAACAACAUGUUCUGUGAUUUCUUUAAUCCAGCGAAUCGUACAUAUUGUAAGAGAUUGCGAGUCCUUUGUCCUGAACAUUGCAAGGACCCCAAAGUCAGCAGUACAGAGGUGUGUGGUUGCCCGCUGGUCACUAAUGUGUUUGACCUCACAGGAGAAUUUUGUCGGCAAUCAAAAAAAUCUUGUCUCAAGCACUAUUGUUGGGAGAAGCUGCGUCGAGCUGAGAUUGACAUGGAACGAGUUCGUCAGUGGAUGAAGAUGGAUGAGCUAAUAGAACAAGAACGACAGAUCCGCCAGCGGAUGUCUGACCGUGCUGGAGUGCUUGCAUUGAUGCUUCAUUCCACUUAUAAUCAUGAAAUUAUGGAUCAGAAUUGAGACCAGGGGAAUACUGUGAGCCUGAUUGAUGACCGGAAGUGUUCCGCACUGAGAAGGAUUAUCAAAGAAAUUGAGAUAGAUUUUGAUUAAACAUUGUUACAUAAACACGUUAAAAAAUUAAUUGUCUCAUUAAAUGUUCAAAUCAGGUGUAUGAUUAUGGCAAGUUAAAAUUAAGCUUCAAGAAUAACUGUAAUGUGUAGACUGUACAUAGUAAUAAAUGAUCUAAAAGUGUAAUUUGUAUUUUUGUAACUAUUUAGAUUUUGUUAAAAUCAGUUUGUUCUUAAUAAAAUUCUUUGUUUUCAUUGUA
Molecule: messenger RNA, 2124 nt
Organism: Homalodisca vitripennis (glassy-winged sharpshooter)
Lineage: Eukaryota; Metazoa; Arthropoda; Insecta; Hemiptera; Cicadellidae
Product: CXXC-type zinc finger protein 1-like
Biological process (GO): positive regulation of DNA-templated transcription
Cellular component (GO): Set1C/COMPASS complex
Molecular function (GO): zinc ion binding; DNA binding
Source: RefSeq, a predicted model, not a curated record